Molecule: messenger RNA, 3192 nt
Organism: Chanos chanos (milkfish)
Lineage: Eukaryota; Metazoa; Chordata; Actinopteri; Gonorynchiformes; Chanidae
Gene: ankfn1a
Product: ankyrin repeat and fibronectin type III domain containing 1a
Exons: 17
Coding region: 1-3192 (1063 amino acids)
Biological process (GO): regulation of establishment of bipolar cell polarity; establishment of mitotic spindle orientation
Cellular component (GO): spindle
Molecular function (GO): protein binding
Source: RefSeq, a predicted model, not a curated record
AUGACCCAGCAGAUGCAGAAUCUUCAGCUGACCCACAGUAAGAAGGGGGCGGGCCCUGCCUCCCCGAACGCCGCCAAACGCCUCUACCGAAACCUGUCAGAGAAGUUCAAGGGCAGCCACUCCUCCUUUGAGGACGCCUACUUUUUUGGCCGCUCCGACCGAAUCCGCAAAGCUUCGGUGAGUGGCCCUGGUAAUGAAUCUCUGUUUGAGGCGGUGGAGCAGCAGGACCUUGACGCCGUUCAGAUCCUCUUGUUUCAGUACACGGCAGACGAGCUCGACCUUAACACCCCCAACAGCGAGGGCCUGACACCGCUGGACAUCGCCAUCAUGACCAACAACGUGCCCAUUGCCAAGCUGCUGCUGAAGGCCGGAGGGAAGGAGAGUCCGCACUUUGGGAGCCUGGAGAGCAGGGAGGCCCACCUGUCUGCGCUGGUACAGGAAGCCCAGAGAAGAGCCAGUGAACUGUCCACUCAGGUCAUGCGAGAGAGUCUCAGUUUAGACACAUCUGAAAAGGAGAAACAGCUCAAGGCCUGGGAGUGGAAAUGCAAGCUCUACAAGCGCAUGCGGACUGGCAUUGAACACUCACGUGUGCCUGAUGCUCCAUCUGCAGUGCGUCUGACUGUGACCAGCAGCACUUCUCUCACCGUUAGCUUUCAAGAGCCGUCCUGUCUCAAUUCAGCCGUGAUCACUAAAUACAAAGUGGAGUGGAGCUGUCUGAAGGACUUCUCUUUGUUAGCUGGAGAAAUGAUCCUGGAGAAACUGCAGUCUCAGAGGUGCACAAUAACUGGUCUCACCACGGGACGAAUGUAUUAUGUCCGAGUGUCAGCGUACAAUAUGAAAGGGUGGGGGCCGUCGGCACCAUCUCAGCCUCCGUCAGCCGCUCCAUCUAACUGGAAGGAGUGUGAAGGCCGUGACUUCAGACGACGGGGACACAUUGAGGCGAUGGAGCGUCUCCUCCAGCAGGUCCGGGCCACACACCAGCACUACAGCUGCGGAGAUCCGUCAAAACUUCAGAACCCCAGUCGUAAACAGUCUGUCUCCCGAAGCCUGAAACAUCUUUUCCAUUCCUCCACCAAAUUUGUGAAAACCCUGAAAAGAGGGAUCUACAUCGCUGCUGUUUUUUACCAUAAAGACAGUCUGCUGGUGACCAAUGAGGACCAGAUUCCCAUCGUGGAGGUGGACGACUCCUACAGCAGUUCCCUCAUGCAGGACUUCCUCUGGUUCACCAAGUUAUCGUGUAUGUGGGAAGACGUGCGAUGGCUUAGACAGAGCAUGGCUGUCUCUUCCUCAUCUUCUUCUACCCUUCAGUCUCGGCAGAAGAUGCUGGCAGCCGCAGGCCAACUGCAGAACCUGCUGGGAACUCACAAUUUAGGUCGGGUCCAUUACGAACCUAUUAAAGAUCGCCAUGGAAACGUGCUGCUGGUCACAGUUCGAGAAAUGGAAAGCCUGUACUCGUUCUUUAACGGCAAAUGGAUGCAGGUGUCCAAAUUGCAGAGUCAGAGGAAGUCCUUGUCUACGCCGGAGGAACCCUACGCCCUGGACAUCCUCCUCAUCACCAUACAGGACAUCUUGGCCUAUCAGAGACGCAGUCAGCAUCGUCUGGCCCCGGGGCUGUAUUUGGGUUACCUGAAGCUGAGCAGUUCUGUGGACCAGAUCAAAGUUCUCGUCCCUCAGCGCAUGCCCAACAUGCUAUGCCACGCCCGCAUCCGGGAGAACUGGAACGUCUCCAGGGAUGAGUGGGAAUGGUUUCAGACACUGUCUGGAGCUGAGGAUGCGGAGAGAGAGGAGCAGACGAUGGAGGGACCUGUGCCUCCGCUCUUCCAGGAGCUCCAGGCCGCUGUGAAAGGCCUCCUCAAACAGAUCAAUCUACCUCUUCAGCAGGCCAAGCACUUCCGUCUUUACACACAGGAGGUGCUGGAGUUGGGACAUAACGUCUCCUUUCUGCUGCUGCUGCCAGGCCCAGACGCUGUGUGUAGUGCUCCGGGACAGGCCAACCCUUACACUCCACACUCAGGCUUCCUCAACCUCCCUCUUCAAAUGUUUGAGCUAGUUCAUUUCUGCGUGUACAAAGAGAAGUUCAUCAGCCUGUACUGCCGUCUGUCCUCUGUGCUGGACCUUGAUGCUCUUAUUACCCAGCAGGCCUUUCGAGAGGCCAUCACAGACUCUGAGGUCUCCACAGCCAAGCAAAGGCAUCAGCACAUAUUGGAUUAUAUCCAGCAGAUGGACGAAAUGUGGCGAGACAUCCGUUGGAUCACUGACGUUCUGCAGUACGCCCGCUAUAAACAGCCGCUGGGCGGAGUGCCCAUCACGUCCUUGGUGGAUGAAACCGAUGAGCCCCCGGCCCAUAAAAACGAUUCCACUUCCUCCAACGCCGACUACCUGCCCACUCCCUCCCCCUCUCCUGAAAUGAGGAGAAGGAAAGCUACUAGUGAUUCCCAGACGGGCUCCGAUGAAGAGGGAUGCUCCGAGGUCUUCCUCCCCACCGACAGCGACUAUGACUCGAGCGAGGCGCUGAGCCCGCGGGACCUGGACCUGGUCUACUCCUCCGCGCAGGACAUCUCUCACCAGGCCGCCCACGCCCUGAGUGGGAGCGCCCCAGACGUCCUGCAGAUGCACGACCUGAGGUACAGCGCCUGCCCUAAAGCCAUCCUCGAGACCGACUCCUGCACCAAGGACCUGGAGGACCUGUCCCUGUCCGGCUACUCGGCCAAGUCCGUCUCUGACAAGUCGUCCCGCUGCAAGUUCCUGGCCGACCCGCCCACCAAACGGAAGCUGCUGUCCAAAAGCCAUCCCCAGAGGAGCUAUUUUGGGGGUCCGCACCGCUGGCUCCGCGUCCAGAGCGAGAGUCAGGCGUCGUCGCUGUCCGAGGGCGUCUACACGCGACAGGGUGACGUAGACGUGCCCCUGGAGCCGCCCCUUCCCCUUCCCCGCUCGCCCUCGGCGUCCGGGCGCCUGGACGAACGCAGGGGGCCCCUCCGAGACUCCAGGCCCAACGUCCGACGCAUCUUCGUGGAGCCCUGCGGGGAAACGUCGCCCAGCGGAGACGCCGGCGACUGGGGAGAAGACAAAGGUGAGGAGAGCGAGGCUCCGGUCGAGCCGGUGUGCGUGUACGACAGCUCGGCGGCCCAGGACGAGGAUUCAGACGAACAAACGAACGAGCAAGUGUCAGAGAUCCUCAGCAGCACGCUGUAG